Molecule: messenger RNA, 1711 nt
Organism: Mauremys reevesii (Reeves's turtle)
Lineage: Eukaryota; Metazoa; Chordata; Testudines; Geoemydidae
Gene: ENTR1
Product: endosome associated trafficking regulator 1
Exons: 8
Coding region: 8-1102 (364 amino acids)
Biological process (GO): positive regulation of protein localization to cilium; regulation of cytokinesis; positive regulation of cilium assembly
Cellular component (GO): centrosome; ciliary basal body; recycling endosome
Source: RefSeq, a predicted model, not a curated record
GGCGGGGAUGGUCCCGCCUCCGGCGCCGCCGGGAGCCGACUGGCCGGCCAGGGGCCUCCAGCCGUUACUGAGGGGAGGCGGGGGGGCCAUGGCGGGUCACAGCCGCGCCCCGGCCGGCGCCCCCCGCUCCCCUUCCCCGAGCCCCCACCCCUGGGGCGGCGAGGCUGAGCCGGCCGAGGCCAACCCCUUCUCCUUCCGGGAGUUCGUGCGGAGCCAGGGCCGGAGCGCGGCGCCGCGCGGCGCCAGCCCCCAGGCCGCCGCCCGCCCUGCGUCGGGGCUGAGCCUGCGGCGCCAGGAGCCCUUUUUCCCGGACCCCAGCGCGGGCCACGGGCCGCUGGACGAGGCGGAGGCGGAGGAGGAGGAGGAGGCGGAGUGGAGCGGCUGUUACCAGCCCGCCGCCGUGGAACACGCCCACUUGGCCGGGCCUGGCAGCGCCUCGCCGGGGCCCAGCGCCUUGGAGUCCUUCUACUGCCACCGCGCGGACUGGGACUGGUCGGGGCUGGAGGACUCGGCCCCGUGGCCGCUGGACGAGAGUGACCCCCUGGGCUACGCAGAGCAGAGCCUGGCGUCCGGGGGGGAAGCUGGAGAGGGGCAUCGUCACGCGCCGCAGCCGAGCUUCCGAGAACUACAAGAAGAAAAUGACAGACUGAGAAGCAAGGUUAACCAGCUUCACUUCUUCUCUGAAACUCAGACAGACAGGGUAAAGAAGCUUGAAAAAAAACUAGAGGAGAACAAGAUUAAAGAGGAAAAAGAGGCCCGGGAUCUAGAAGCAAUGGUGCAGCAUGUAGAACAGAAUCUCCAGUUGAUGACUAAACGGGCUGUGAAAGCAGAAAAUAAUGUUAUAAAACUGAAACAGGAAAAUGCACUACUUCAGCUGAAGAAUUACAAGGCAGAGAAUGAAGCCAUGAAGACUGGCCAGUCUGCUAGUUUGGCUGUAGUGAAACAAAAUGCAGAUACUGCCUUGCAGAAUCUUCUAAGAGUAAUUACAAAUUCACGCUCUUCAAUAAAGCAAUUGGUCUCUGGAGCAGAAUCAUUGCAGGUUGUUGCUGAACUCCUUAAAUCGAUAGACAGAAUUUCUGAAAUUUCAGAUGAUGGACCGUGAAAAAACCACUAAAGGAACUCUACCCCACGAGUUCUGUUUACAUAUAGAAAUCACUAUUUAAAGAUUGUUUGCUUUGAUAUUUAAAAAAUGCUGUCUUAAAAUAUGCAACCUUUACCCUUACUGUUUUUAUUGUGGGAGAACAGUUCUGCACUGGUGCAGUAUUACCCUUCCUUACGUUGUACCAACAGUGGCUUUCCAGAACCUGAUCCAGCAAAGCACAUACUUUAAGUGCUUUGCUGGAUUGGGACCUCAAGACCCAGCUGUCACUCUUUGUGCACUGCAGUCUCCCAUUAAAACGAAGUGGAGCACUGGACUCAACACAUGUGUUCCUGCCUUUUUUCCUCCUUCCCUUUAGUAGUGCUGUGUCAAAGUAUUUUAUAAAUGCUGGGAGCAAAUAAAAAAAAAAACACUGAAAAGAUUAUUUUUUUUACUGCCAUGAGGGGUGAGGUAGGGGAAAAUAUUUUGAACUCUUGUAUAAUUAAAUAUGAGAAUGAGACGAUAUACAUAAUGCUUUAACAGUUUAAGUACUUCCUAAAUAUAUUAAAAAAUGCUUUUUAAUUGUAUUAGGUUUUGUAACAAUACUUUAAAAAAAAAAAAGAUUAAAUACUA